Molecule: messenger RNA, 1492 nt
Organism: Haliaeetus leucocephalus (bald eagle)
Lineage: Eukaryota; Metazoa; Chordata; Aves; Accipitriformes; Accipitridae
Gene: SPATA2L
Product: spermatogenesis associated 2-like
Exons: 2
Coding region: 19-1254 (411 amino acids)
Cellular component (GO): cytoplasm
Source: RefSeq, a predicted model, not a curated record
CGCUGCUGCACCCCCAGGAUGUGCGCGGGCUCGGCGCUGCGGCAGGAGGAGUUCCACCGGCAGGAGUACCGGCAGGAGUACCGGCGCUGCCUGGAGCGGGAGUUCCGUCAGGGCCGCGCCGGGCCCUGCUCCGACCCCUCCUUCGGGGAGCGGCUGGGGCAGCGGCUGCGGCGGGAGCCGGCGGUGCUGGGGGCCCUGCAGGAGGACGCCCCGGUCCUGCUGGCCCGUGGCUUACGGGACCGGCCCGACCCGGGACCGGCGCUGCGGGGCCUGGCCGGCGCCUUCCAGCUGCUGGAGCUGGCGGCCGUCAACCUCUACCUCUUCCCCUGGCGCAAGGAGUUCGGCACCGUCCAGACCUUCUCCGGUGCGUACAUGCAUUUGCUGCGCCCGGCGCUCCCCGAAGACGACUUGGUGCGGAGCUUCGGCCGGUUGGGCUAUGAACGGCGUGGCUGGCACUGUCUGGCCGUCACCCGGCCGCUCUCCAAGCCCGAGCUGGUCGCUGCCGCCUGCGGCUUCUUUGCCUGCCGGCUGGAGUGUGAGAUCCUGGCAGAGGUGGUGAGGCGGCUGCGGCCGCGCCAGCUGCGCGCCGAAGAUCUGCUGGAGGCACGCCGGCUGGCCGGGGACGUGGAGGCCUGCGUGGAGAUGCUGCAGCAGCUGGGGACGCAACAUGAGGCGGCUGCCAACUGUGGCGACAGCGUGGAUCUCUACCAGGAGACACCAGCUGGCCCCGAGGACGCAGGGGGAGAGGACGCAGCCCCCGCAGUGCCAUGGAGGGACCCUGGCAGCCCACGGGGUGCUCAAGAUGUGCCUGGGAGGAGCUGGGACCACCGCAGAGAUGGCAAGUGUGGGCAGGAGCCGGUGCCCUCCCUGGGCAACCCCAACCUGGACACCUCCUCCUCUCUCCUCUUCCUGGAGCAGGAGCUCAGCGGGGCUGGCAGCCCACUCUCCACCCUGGCUGCAGGGAGCAGAAGCCCCCAAGUGCCAGGGGAGCCCCAAAAUUCACCAACCUCCCCCAGCCAGGAAGCCCCCGAGCUGCCCUGCUACCAGCUGCACUCCUGCUUGCGCCGGGGUGCAUUGCCCUCCUACUGCUGCACCACCUGCCAGCAGCUCCAUGCCAGCACCUGCGCAGCCGGGCAGGCCUGCCGCACCCACCACCACGGGCAGGAGCUGCGCAGCGAGAGGCAGCAACGGCUCUGGCUGCAACGGACAGAGGUGGACAUGCUGCUGGCCGACAGUUCCGCUCCCUGGUCCUAGCACCCCUUGGGGUUCUGCUGCUGGCUGCACCCGUCCCUGCCGUGGCUGGAAGGGGAUGGGGACGGCCAUCGCUCAGCCUGAGGGACACCGAACUCGCCCUGCUGGGAGGUAGCGGUGCCUGUGCCGUGCUCUGCUUUGCCCCCGGAGCAGUAGGAGCCUGCCAAGGCUCCAGGGGGAUGGGUCCCUGCUCCAAACCCAGCGCUCCCGCUGUAAAUGGCUUGGUGCAUCUCAGUAAAGC